Molecule: messenger RNA, 490 nt
Organism: Brassica oleracea var. oleracea
Lineage: Eukaryota; Viridiplantae; Streptophyta; Magnoliopsida; Brassicales; Brassicaceae
Product: putative phytosulfokines 6
Exons: 3
Coding region: 67-327 (86 amino acids)
Biological process (GO): cell population proliferation
Cellular component (GO): extracellular region
Molecular function (GO): growth factor activity
Source: RefSeq, a predicted model, not a curated record
UCACAACGCUUCUCACUCUUCCUUCUUUUUCUCUCUUUUGUCUCUCUCUCUUUCACAGCCAAGAACAUGAAGCAAGCCUUGUGCCUCACAGUGUGUGUUCUCUUCUUCAUCUUACUAAUUUCUUGCACAAGUUCGUCUAUAACUCAAAGAGGAAAAGAGGAUCCAGAGCUGAAUCCAUUAGUUUCAGCUAUACCAGUAGUAGACGACUCGGUUGAUAAAUUGAUGGGGAUGGAAUAUUGCGGAGAAGGAGAUGAAGAAUGCCUGAGGAGAAGGAUGAUGACGGAAUCUCACUUAGACUACAUUUAUACACAGCACCAUAAGCAUUAACAUCUUUUAAUAUUAUGAUUUGCAUAGAGAUAUGUAUGGUGAGGUUUACUUAGAUAUGUAUUGUAUAUGAUGAGUCCUAUGUGACAAAAACCGUUAUGGGGAAAUUUCCUAGCGAACUAUUUGCAGGUUUAAAAUAUAUAAUGAUUGUUGUAAUGUUCCAAAA